GGAGAAGCUCCUGCUGAGGGAGCGGUGGGGACAGUGCCUACGAGGAGAGGCAUCCGCUGCUUGAGAGGAUCCUCCAGCUGUGUCCUUGCUCCACACUGGGGGCACCGUGGUCCCUGGGGACAUGGGUCCUGCUCUCCUCCUGCUGCUCACUGCAGCCGGUGCCUGGCACGGCUCAGCAUCCCCAGUGGUCAGCCCUGACCUCCCUGUUCUGGUUGUCAACACGGGUGAUCCAGUCAUCUUGCACUGCUCAGGAGAGUCCGAAGUUGAAUGGAAAAGCCGAAAGGAUACAUUCAGCAACCACACCAGCAGCAUGAUCAAUAUUCCCAAGGCUACUUACAGGGAUACAGGCACCUAUAAGUGUGCUUAUGUCAACAGCAGUGACAAGGGCAUUGCCAGUGUGCAUCUGUUCGUGCGAGAUCCGAAUAACGUGUGGUACACCCCGUCUUUCCGGAUCUUUGUGACUAAAGGUGGUAACGUUGAGCUCCCCUGCCUCAUCACAGCCCCUGAGUAUGGAUCCAGCGUGACUCUGAUAAUGGAAGAUGGUUCUCCUCUCCCACCUGGGACCAACUAUACUUUCAGUACUGAGAAAGGAAUAACACUAUACAAUGUGCAAAGCAAGCAGAAGGGCUCUUACCGAUGCCAAGCAGUGAUAAAUGGAAAAAUAGAGAAGUCAUCAAGAUUAAGACUGUUUGUGGAAGAAGCACUGGAGAAGCCUGUAUCAGUGAUAAUGGAACCUGUAGAUCACGUGCGAAUUGUGGGCGAACCUUUCGAAGUCACUUGCAAAGUAAUUGCUCCUUCCCACAAGUAUGACAUCAGAUGGGUGACAGCAGCAAAGAAUGUCAAGAGAUCUAAAAAGUCCAGCUUUGAAAAUGAGAACUACUUCAUCAGUGACAUCCUGUCCAUUCCAGCAGUGACCAUGGAAGACAGUGGGAAAUACACCUGUAUAGCUAACAACUCAGCAGGGUUUAGGAAUGCCUCGACAAUGCUUCAGGUAGUAGAGAGAGGUUAUGUGUUCCUGACCCCAGUGCAAGCCACCAGCCAGGAGAUUGCUUUGGGAGAGAGUCUGCAGCUGCAGGUCCACAUUGAGGCUUACCCAAAACUUCUCCACUGGAACUGGAAGCACACAAACCCAUUGAAGAGCUCUAGAGCCAGUGCAUUCCAGGUCCAAAUGAUCUCUGGAAACAACUGGUAUAACAACACGCUUUUCCUGAACCGCCUGCAGGAAGGAGAGGGAGGUCUCUAUACAUUUUAUGCCCACAACAAUGAGACCAAUGCAUCAGUAAACUUCAGUAUUUCUGUGAAAUCUCCUCCAAGGGUCUGCAGAAUCAAGGUGCCAGCCAAUGACUCCAUCCUUCAAUGCAUGGCCAUCGGCUACCCUGCCCCACGCAUUGAGUGGUACCACUGCCCCAUUCACUCUGACAGAUACAAUGAGGACUAUAGGUUGCUACUGAACGAUUCCAGUCCCCAGGUGGUGAACAUGUUGCCCUUCCAAGAGGUGGAGGUGGAGAGUGUUGUCCCAUUCCAGGAGCUGGGUGCCAAUUUCACCUUCUGCUGUGUAGCCAUUAACGGAGGGGGGAAUGCUUCUGACAUGUUUCACUCACUCACCAUCACUAGAAAUGUCAUGGCUCCCCCAAACAAGCUCUUCAGCCCCAUUCUCUCCAUCUGCAUAGGCACAUCAGUCCUGCUGCUGCUCCUACUCCUCUUCCUCCUCUACAAGUACAACCAGAAACCCAAGUACCAGGUGCGGUGGAAGAUCAUUGAGGCCUGUGAAGGAAAUAACUACAUCUUUAUUGAUCCCACUCAGCUGCCAUACAAUGAAAAAUGGGAGUUUCCCAGGAAUAACCUCCAGUUUGGAAAAACUCUUGGAGCAGGUGCCUUUGGAAAAGUGGUAGAAGCCACUGCUUUUGGCCUGGGCAAAGAAGAUUCAGUCCUCAAAGUGGCUGUGAAGAUGCUAAAGUCAUCAGCAGACACGGAUGAGCAGGAGGCUCUCAUGUCUGAGCUGAAGAUCAUGAGUCACUUGGGACACCAUGAGAACAUUGUUAACCUUCUGGGAGCAUGUACCUAUGGAGGCCCAAUUCUUGUUAUCACUGAGUACUGUCGCUACGGAGAUCUGCUGAAUUUCCUGCGGAAGAAGGCUGAAUCCAUAAUUAUCCAAGAUUCUGCCCUGGACACUUCUUUAGACAGCACUGCUGAUUACAAAAACAUUGACCUAGAGAAGAAAUACAUCCGCAGUGACAGUGGCUUUUCGAGCCAGGGUUUAGAAACAUAUGUUGAAAUGAGGCCUGUGUCGUCGUCAUCAUCUUCAGCGUCAUCAGAUUCUGCACAAGCCAAGGGGAAAAGCUCAGAGGAAGAAGAAACCAGGGAGGACCUCCGUCCCCUCAAUCUCUCUGACCUGCUACAGUUCUCCAGCCAGGUGGCCCAGGGCAUGGCGUUCCUCGCAUCAAAGAACUGCAUCCAUCGUGACUUAGCAGCAAGGAAUGUGCUCAUAUCAGAUGGACGGGUAGCCAAGAUCUGUGACUUCGGCCUGGCCCGUGAUAUCAUGAAUGACUCGAACUAUGUUGUAAAAGGCAAUGCCCGCCUGCCUGUGAAAUGGAUGGCGCCAGAGAGCAUCUUUGACUGCAUUUACACAGUGCAGAGUGAUGUGUGGUCUUACGGCAUCCUCCUCUGGGAGAUCUUCUCCCUCGGUAAAAGUCCCUAUCCCGGCAUGGUGGUGAACAGCAAGUUCUACAGCAUGGUGAAGCAGGGAUACCAGAUGGCCAGGCCUGACUUCGCCCCCUUGGAAAUGUACAGCAUCAUGCAGGCAUGCUGGAGCCUGGAGCCCACCCAGAGACCGACCUUCGACCAGAUCGGCUGCUUCAUUCAGAAAGAACUGGAGGUGCAUAAGGAGCAGGACUACACCAAUCUCCCCUCCACUACUGAGGAAGACAGUGGCUGCGAUACCUCCGGCUGCUGCGAGGAGUCCUGUGAGCAAGAGGAGAGUGGCCAGCCCCUUCUCAAGAGCAACAACUAUCAGUUCUGUUAGCUGGCACCAUCGCCUGGGGCAGAUCCCUGUCCUCCCAGCUCCACAGAGCACAUGGUUCUGCUCUGCCCUAGGACCCAGAUGCCUUCUGCUUUGGCUCUCCUCUCUGCUUUCUGAAGUCCAAGUGUUACCAACUCCCUCACUGAAAGGAUAACGCUGGAGCAACUCAAAAUCAAGCCUUGCCCCGGGUUAACCAAGGUCUUAUCUCAAGCGUAGCACAGACUUGUUAGGAUGGUAACACGUUCCAUCUCUACAUGGUACAGAGAGGUCCCUGUCACCUGCCUCCCCACCCCCUGGAGGAAGCUGUGGGGUGUUUGUUAUUUGUAGUUUUUUUUAAAAACAGUAGUUGUAGCCAAGUCACCCACAUGACUGAAGCCUUAUGUUUUAUGAGUACAUCUUGAACUAGGUCCUGAAGCUGGAACUAUUCCAUGCACCAGAAGCAGCCCUCUUUCUUGGUGGUCCUGCUCUCUUCCCUUAGUCAGACCCUCCAUGUUGCAUAGAGAGUUGUUUAGAUAUAAGUAAAGCCUCUACUUAGCAUUAAAUAUGCAUUAACCUCUACAUUUCUUCAUGCAAUCUAUCCCUCUGCAGCUCAUGCUUCUGCAGGGAGUGUUCUGGGUGAAGUAAGCCAAGGAGCCAACCCCAGGGUUAUGUGAACUUGUGCCCCAGGACCAAGGGGCAGUUAUUUCUCAGGUAAAAUACAGAAGUUAACCAGUGUUCUGCCACAGGAGCACUUACACAACCCCAACCCAGGAAAGAAUGGCAGCUUAAAGAGGUCUGGAAAUGAUCAACAUAACACAUAUCCUACAAAACUUCUGACUUAUUAAACAUGUAGCAAUCACUGCCUUUAUCAUGGUUACAGAUAUGCUCUUGUAUGUAUUUUAAUGAGUGUAGUUUUAGUAGUUCAGCUGAGGCAAUUAUUUUCAUAAGCUAGGGCCUAAUGCCCUUAAACCUAUUUCUCACCUAGCUCUUGUUCAAGGUUACCAAUGCCCCAGCCACCCAGUCUAGUGUAGCUAUCAGAAGUAGCUAAAGAACCUUCUUAGCUUCACCUGACUUGGUGGGUAAAGGAUCAGUAUUCCAGGUACAAGCACUGACAGGGCUCAGGCAAACUACAGUAUCACAAGUGGCCUUUGUCAUACUGUGAGCAACUACCUUGUGGGCCACUUCUGCCUUAUUAAACCUGGUUUUACGCUAACACCAAGUGAUUCAUUCUUUACUAAAUAAGAAGCCAAUGUAUUUCUGUCUGUCAGCAUUAUAAAGAAUAAAAUGUUUAACACAAUGAGUCUCUUCCAGGACUCCAAGGACUUUUAAGGGGAAUGGAUCAGAGCCUGGGUGAUGCUCUGGCCCAUCUUCUCACACCUUCCACCUCUGUUCCAAUUCCUUGGUAUCAGUUCUCAAAACCAUUCAAUCUUGUGUAAUAUAAAAAUUUAUUAAAAGUAAGGUUGUAAAGCA
This is a messenger RNA of Tyto alba (common barn owl), 4468 nucleotides long. RefSeq names its product colony stimulating factor 1 receptor (gene CSF1R). Lineage: Eukaryota; Metazoa; Chordata; Aves; Strigiformes; Tytonidae. Gene Ontology annotation, biological process: multicellular organism development; positive regulation of kinase activity; protein phosphorylation. The transcript has 21 exons. Gene Ontology annotation, molecular function: cytokine binding; macrophage colony-stimulating factor receptor activity; ATP binding. Gene Ontology annotation, cellular component: CSF1-CSF1R complex; signaling receptor complex. Bases 122 to 3022 code for a protein of 966 amino acids. The record is from RefSeq and is a predicted model, not a curated record.